AAUUGAAUCAAAUUCGUAAUUUUGAUGAGGUUUCCAAAAUCUCUGUAUUACCCCAAAUUGAAAACUGAACCCUAAUUUCAUCCCCAAAACCCUAAUUCAAUUAUUCAACCAAAGUUAAAUCAAUAAAAUUAUAUAGAUAGAUUGAUAUACAUAACAGAUAUAUAUGUAUAUAUGGAUACACAUUCAUCGCACUUAACAGCACCGCUCCGAUCACGGAGUUCACAAUCACCAUCACCGUCACACUCCGCCUCCGCUUCCGCCACGUCAUCAAUCCACAAACGCAAGCUCACCGCCGCGACGGAAGACCACGCGCCGCCGUUCUCCGACACGGUGACUUCCGAGAGCAUCAGCGCUCGUGGCGGCGGAGGUGACUCGGAGGAUUCGGAGGAGGAGUUUGCUGAUGACGAUGAGGAGGAUGAGUUUGAUGAUUCGUCGAUUCGGAAUUUUACGGCGUCUCGUUUGGAGAAUAACGUUGGGCGGAACGUGAAGCCGAAAACAGAGAGUGUGGUGAAAGUUGAGCCAGUUGAGGUUGGGAAGGAUGGCGGUGGGAGCGGUGCGGGUGGAGCGGGUGGAGCGGGUGCGGUUUCGACUCCGGUUGCGACGCCUGGGAGUGUUGGAAAGGAGGAGACGGUUAAGAGUAUAUUUACGGAGAAUUUACAGACGAGUGGAGCAUAUUGUGGGAGAGAAGAGAGUUUAAAAAGAGAGGAAGAAGCUGGAAAACUUAAGUUUGUAUGCGUAUCAAAUGAUAAAGUUGACGAUCAUAUGAUUUGGUUAAUUGGACUGAAAAAUAUAUUUGCAAGGCAACUACCUAACAUGCCAAAGGAAUACAUUGUUCGCCUUGUUAUGGACAGAGGCCACAAAUCUGUAAUGGUCAUCAGGCGCAAUACUGUUAUGGGUGGCAUUACAUACCGGCCUUAUGUCAGCCAAAAGUUUGGAGAGAUAGCUUUCUGUGCAAUCACAUCAGAUGAGCAAGUAAAGGGAUAUGGCACGAGACUGAUGAAUCAUUUGAAGCGACAUGCACGGGAUGUGGAUGGGCUUACUCAUUUUCUGACAUAUGCAGACAACAAUGCCGUUGGUUAUUUUAAUAAACAGGGCUUUACGAAAGAUAUUUUCUUGGAGAGAGAACGGUGGCAUGGGUACAUUAAAGAUUAUGAUGGAGGGAUCCUUAUGGAGUGUAAAAUUGAUCCAAAGCUUCCAUACACUGAUUUAUCAACCAUGAUUCACCGUCAGAGGCAGGCAAUCGAUGAGAAAAUAAGAGAGCUCUCAAACUGUCACAUUGUCUAUCCUGGUAUUGAUUUCCAAAAGAAAGAAUCUGGAAUUCCGAAAAGGGUAUGUAAGCUUGAAGAGAUUCCUGGUUUGAGGGAAGCUGGGUGGAGUCCUGAUCAAUGGGGACAUUCUCUAAUUAAAUUUGUAAAUGCAUCUCCUGAUGGUACCCCAAAGCCAAAGUUGACAGGCUUCAUGCGGUCAAUUUUAAAGGCAAUGCAUGACCAUGCUGAUGCCUGGCCUUUUAAGGAACCUGUAGAUGUUCGUGACGUUCCAGACUAUUAUGACAUCAUUAGAGAUCCCAUGGAUCUUAAGACCAUGUCAAAACGGGUGGAUUCAGAACAAUAUUAUGUAACACUUGAGAUGUUCGUUGCUGAUGCGAAAAGGAUGUUUGCCAAUGCUCGAACCUAUAAUUCUCCAGAAACUAUUUAUUUUAAAUGUUCCACCAGGCUGGAAUCAUUCUUCUCAGGUAGAGUUAAGCAGGCUCUGGAAUCGUUUCCAACAGUUCAGCAAUAAGAAAUGGAAUCGAGAGAUAUCUAAUUGGUACAAAUAUAAUGUUUGUUAUAUUUAUGUUAUCUUGAAUCUAUAGAUGUACCAAGAGUCUGGUCCUGACAGGUCAGAAUGAUUUAGAAAUGCGACAAACAAUUGGGUUUGUAUUGGUAGAUACAUUCCUCACGAGUCCAUACCAGUUAUUUGUUAACCAUGUAUGUAGGUAUGUGGUCGAACCAGGGCUGUCUGGUCUCAGAUAGAAUUCGGAUGAGUUUUAUAGGCAUUGUAUUUGUAGUCUUGUUAUACGUUUAAAAUAUAAUUUAUAUCAAGCAAUUCUUAGCUGGUUA
Messenger RNA from Erigeron canadensis, 2099 nucleotides. Its product is annotated as histone acetyltransferase GCN5. Lineage: Eukaryota; Viridiplantae; Streptophyta; Magnoliopsida; Asterales; Asteraceae. Gene Ontology annotation, biological process: positive regulation of transcription by RNA polymerase II; chromatin remodeling. Gene Ontology annotation, cellular component: histone acetyltransferase complex. The record is from RefSeq and is a predicted model, not a curated record. Gene Ontology annotation, molecular function: histone H3 acetyltransferase activity; protein binding. Bases 172 to 1779 code for a protein of 535 amino acids. The transcript is spliced from 13 exons.